UCCCUUUAUUAUUCUCUGCUCUACCUAAAACCAGAACCGAACACUCUUUACCCCCGUUUAGUCUACAGACUUUCAGACUUUAUUUCGACUUCUCUGCUUGCUUCGGGUUUAAAGUGAGUGGCGAGGGCAGCCGYCGCAGAGGACAAAUGGAAACCUGAUGAAAAAUAGGUUUCAUUUGUUUUUGAUUAGACCCUUCGAAGCCGUCGGUGAGGGUUUCCUCUCUUCUUCUCCUUUUUCCCGAUUUUUUUUUCUUUAUCCUUCGUGGCGUGGGCGUCCUCUGUUGAAUUCAUCAUCUCCAUGAUCUUUUAACUUUUAUAGCUGAAAGUGUAAUAUGUUUCUGGCCUCGAAAGAGAAACUUUGAAACAGAAGAGAAGAUAUGGCAGUUGCCGCACAUGGGUUGUCUUCCCUAAUGGAAUUGGGCUUUCCCUUGUAUCCUUCUCGUUCAUUUCCAGGUUAUCGUUCCGUUGUUUCUCGCUUCAGCUCAAGUGAUUUUUUCUGGAAUUCAGUUUCUUCUAGGGUCUCAAUUAGCAUCUGCAACCGUAAAAAUUCUACCUUUAUUGCUCCCAGAAGGAGUAGACUUGAGGAAUUCAGGUUGUUUGGGUCGGUUGAAUUGGACCGUUUUGUGACGAGUAACGACGAAGAUAAAAUGAGUGAGGGAUUCUUUGAAGCAAUUGAAGAAUUGGAACGCAUGGUAAGAGAACCUGCCGAUGUUCUUGAGGAUAUGAAUGACCGGCUCUCUUCCCGGGAAUUCCAAUUGGUGUUGGUGUACUUCUCUCAAGAGGGGAGGGAUUCCUGGUGUGCACUGGAGGUGUUUGAGUGGCUUCGCAAGGAAAACAGGGUCGAUAAGGAGACUAUGGAGCUUAUGGUUUCGAUUAUGUGCGAUUGGGUUAAGAAGCUCAUCGAGGGUGAACAUGUUGUUGGCGAUGUAGUCGACCUUCUUGUGGAAAUGGAUUGUGUCGGUCUUAAGCCAAGCUUUAGUAUGAUAGAGAAAGUCAUUUCUUUGUAUUGGGAGACAGGGAGGAAGGAGGAAGCGAUUUCGUUCGUGAAAGAGGUUCUGAGGCGGGGAAUCUCUUGUACCAAGGACGACGGGGAGAAUCAAAAAGGAGGCCCAACUGGGUAUCUUGCUUGGAGGAUGAUGGUGGAGGGAAACUACYGGGAUGCUGUUAAAUUGGUGAUUAACUUCAGGGAAUGUGGAUUGAAGCCUGAGAUUUACAGCUACUUUAUAGCAAUGACAGCAGUGGUUAAAGAGCUGAAUGAGUUCUCAAAAGCUUUACGCAAAUUAAAAGGUUUCAUGACAGCCGGUUUGGUAGCUGAACUUGAUAUAGAAAAUGUGAGGCUUGUUGAGGAGUAUCAGUCAGAUCUUCUAGAGGAUGGAGUCCUCUUGUCCAAUUGGGUAUUGCAAGAAGGAAAUUCUACACAUUCUGGGCUUGUUCAUGAGAGGCUUCUCGCCAUGUAUGUCUGUGCUGGUCGAGGACUUGAGGCAGAACAACAAUUGUGGGAAAUGAAGCUUGUGGGCAAGGAGGCAGACAAAGAGCUUUGUGACAUUGUGUUAGCUAUCUGUGCUUCCCAAAAAGAAGAAGGUUCCAUUACACGUUUGCUUACUAGGAUGGAAGUUGCAAGUUCAUUGAGUAGAAAGAGAACUUUAUCAUGGCUGUUGAGAGGAUACAUCAAAGGCGGACAUUUUGAGGAUGCCUCUGAAACAAUCAUAAAAAUGCUCAACUUUAACCUGUAUCCUGAGUAUUUGGACAGGGCAGCCGUGCUGCAGGGAUUGAGAAAAGGGAUUCAACAAUCUGGAAAUAUUGAGCCUUAUCUCAAGCUUUGCAAGUGCCUCUCUGAUGCAGAUCUCAUUGGACCUUGUCUUGUUUAUCUGUAUAUGAACGGCUAUAAACUUUGGAUUAUAAAAACGCUGUGAAAAGUCUAAUGGAAUUAGACUUGUCUUGUUUAUCUCUCAUACACAGAUUUUCUCCUGGCAUUUCUCUGUAAACUUGUAUAGAUGAGGAUGAAUGCAGAGUGGCAGUAAACAUCGAGCAUAUCAGUUUGAACAUAGUCUGGGAAUUAGACUUCUCUGGAUAUGCUAUUGUUCGGUUUAUAUAUACAUUUAUAGACUGGAAGCUUGUAAUACAUAAUAAUAAGUUCCCAAUAUACUUGUAAACAUAAUAAAGCUCCUCUUUAAUCAAUGUAAUUGGAUCGUUUGGUGCAUAUAUUUCAA
This is a messenger RNA of Nelumbo nucifera (sacred lotus), 2209 nucleotides long. RefSeq names its product pentatricopeptide (PPR) repeat-containing protein. The record is from RefSeq and is a predicted model, not a curated record. Gene Ontology annotation, molecular function: protein binding. NCBI's taxonomy places the organism in Eukaryota, Viridiplantae, Streptophyta, Magnoliopsida, Proteales, Nelumbonaceae.